This is a messenger RNA of Pelmatolapia mariae (spotted tilapia), 1350 nucleotides long. RefSeq lists its product as uncharacterized. The record is from RefSeq and is a predicted model, not a curated record. Gene Ontology annotation, cellular component: plasma membrane. The coding region runs from base 28 to 813 and encodes 261 amino acids. Gene Ontology annotation, molecular function: transmembrane signaling receptor activity. NCBI's taxonomy places the organism in Eukaryota, Metazoa, Chordata, Actinopteri, Cichliformes, Cichlidae. The transcript is spliced from 6 exons.
GCAGCAUUAAACCAUCAGAGCUCUGAGAUGAAACACACUUUGGUCUGCUUCAUCUUCCUCACAGCACUUCAGGAUGGAAACACUGGUUUGGUCAAAGCACAAACUCUCACCCACAGAGCAGAGGAAGGAGGAAACAUCACAGUUGCAUGCAACUUUUAUUUCCCUGGAAGCAGGAAACUCUUCUGUAAGGAAAAAUGUGAAAAUGGAAACAUUCUUGUGGAAACAUCUGAUGAUCCAGCUCAGAACGGCAGAUACAGCAUUAAAUAUGAAAAAACAGACACUCUGUCAUAUAUUAUGUAUGUGAGCAUCACACAGCUGAAUCAGUCUGACUCAGGACGGUACAGGUGCUCUUUGGACAGAAUUUUGAGUCCAGAUGGAAACCAUGAUUUUGAGCUGAUUGUCACAGAAGCCUCCACACCACCAACAACACAGAGUUUAAGCUCAACUUCAGGAAGCUCCACACAUUCAUCAGACUCCACUGAAACCAAACAUGCAAGAUCAGAUGUGCUGAUUUAUGUGGGUCUGAUUCUGGUCGUUAUGAUCGUCGUCUUAUCAGCAGCUCUGCUGAUUUUCUACAUGAAGAGGAGGACCACUAAACCCAGAGGACCUCCUGUGGAAACAGAGUAUGCUGACAUGCAGGCAGAUAACCUCUGCUACGCUGAAGUGGAGUUUUCCCACAUUCCUGUCACCAGCAGCGCCCCCUGUGGUGAAGCAACUGAUGUUGUCUACUCAGUGCCUCAGGUGGACCUGAGUACUGCCAUCCACACCAAAGAUGCUUCACCUCCUCUGUACGCUACUGUUACCUCACUAUGAAUUACAUCAGCAGUGUUUUUUUUAAACCUGUCCAGCAGAAUAAUGGUCGGAAUGCUUUGUUGUGCCAAAAAUAUUUGCUUUUCCAAGAGGAGCACCGUAGACUCUCUGUAGGCUCCUCUUUUUAUGUUUUUGUUUUAUUUAUUUAUUUUAUUUUAUUAUUCAUAUUUUUCUCUGUAUGGAUAUUAAGCUGGAACGGACAGGGGGUGAGGGAUGUAUUGGCAAAAGACAGGAGAAGAAAUCAAAGGAAUAGAAGAAGCAAAAGGAAAGAAAAACGAGAGAAAACAAUGAGGGUGGGGGGAAGAUCGAGGAUGAGGUAUGCAGUUAUAUAGCCUAAGGUUAAAGUUGUUUUUAUUACAGCUGAUUAUAAUUUAGUUCAACAGAUACAUAAUUUAAAAAUGUUGCUUUUAUGAUUCUGCAUAAAUUUAUUGAAACGACUGCAGAAAACAAACUGCUUGGAAACAAGAUAUCUUUUAAGGAAGACGAAAAGUGAAGAGAUGCAGUAAUCCACAUGUUUUUAAUGAAAAUAAACAUGAACAU